Lycium ferocissimum is the source of this 519-nucleotide messenger RNA. Its product is annotated as secreted RxLR effector protein 161-like. The transcript has a single exon. Lineage: Eukaryota; Viridiplantae; Streptophyta; Magnoliopsida; Solanales; Solanaceae. The record is from RefSeq and is a predicted model, not a curated record. The coding region runs from base 1 to 519 and encodes 172 amino acids.
AUGAUCAGUCAACAAAAAUACAUUAAGGAGUUGCUUAAAAGAUUUGAAAUAGAGAAUGCUAAACCCAUUGAUACACCUAUAGCCACUGCUACUCAGUUAGACAGGGAUGAACCUAGUUCUCCUGUGAAUGAAACCAUGUAUAAGGAUAUUAUUAAGUCGCUACUGUACUUAACUAUCAGCAGACAUCACAUUUCCUUCAGUGUUGGGUUGUGUGCAAGGUUCCAAUCAAGUCCAAAGGAAUCUCAUUUGAAAGCUGCAAAAAGAAUCUUGAGAUAUCUCAAGGGGACCCAGGACUUGGUUCUCAUCUAUCCUUCAGGAGAUAAUUUUGACUUAGUUGGAUAUGCUGAUGCGGGAUACUUGGUGGAUAGGAAGAGCACAUUUGGAAUGGCACAUUUUCUGAGGUCAUGUUUGAUCUCACGGGAUACAAAGAAACAGAAUUAUGUGGCUCUUUCUACUGCUGAAGUUGGAUAUGUGGCUGAUGCCUCUUGUUGUGCUCAAUUAUUAUGGAUCAAACAAUAG